Molecule: messenger RNA, 4315 nt
Organism: Syzygium oleosum
Lineage: Eukaryota; Viridiplantae; Streptophyta; Magnoliopsida; Myrtales; Myrtaceae
Product: helicase SEN1-like
Exons: 8
Coding region: 209-4228 (1339 amino acids)
Molecular function (GO): helicase activity
Source: RefSeq, a predicted model, not a curated record
AGUGGUGGACCAUGGGAAAAGCCUCCAUUUCAUUGCGAAGCCACAUGCAUCGUGAGAAAAAAGCUUAGCAUGUAAAGUUCUGGUGAAAUGGGAUCAAAUACUGUACGGAAGUCGAGGAGACCAAGACUUUUCACGAGUCAUCAUCAGUUUCAUUUCUCUCCCCCACUUUUCACACCGCCCGCGGUCGCUCGCCGAUCCUCUCUUUUAAAUGCUCGUCUCGGACGGGAUUGAUUCACAGGUGUUAAAAAGCUGCUCGUUUCUUCGUACUUGCUCUCUCAAUCACUCGUUGCUUGAAAUUCUCGGACACAUUCGUCCUCUUCGACGGGAAAGUAAGAGGGUGUGGGACUGGCCAUGGACUCUAGAAAAGGUGCGAAGGCUGGUUCGAAAGGUGGAGACCAUCCCGGGGUCAUUUCAAUCAGUUGAGCAAUACCUUGCUUCUUAUACCUUUCCUUUGCUUGAGGAAACACGAGCCAGUCUCUGUUCAAGUAUGCAGGAUGUAUCUAAGCUGCCUUUCACGAAAGUCACUGGGUUUGUUAAAGGCAAGAAGAAUGCUUACCAUGUGGAAGUGGAUUCCUGGAAAAACAGGUCCACUGACCGUGGCAAGGAACCUUACAAAACUUUGCCUGGGGAUGUUUUGAUGUUAACUAAUGCUAAACCGGAUACCAUUCCCAGCUUAGAAAGGUUUGCAGGAAGAUGGGCAUUUGCAUCGGUCGCUGAAAUUGCAGGAGAUGCUGACGGAAAUGCUCAAACAUCAACAAAGUUCAGAGUCAAUGCAUUUUUGGACAAUGAAGUGAAUGAUCAUCGUACCUGGGAGUCAAUGUAUGCAGUUUUUUUGAUAAAUGCAGUCACGAACAAUAGGAUAUGGAAUGUGCUAUACAGAUUUGGGAACUCGAAAGUUGUAAGGGAAGUUCUCUGUACGGAUUUGGCGGCUGAGAAAGAUUGCAAUCUCUGCAUUACUCAAAGUCAUGACUCUGGGCAUGAGAGUCUCGAUAAGAACUUGUUUGGUAGUCUGAAUGAAUCCCAGGCAAAAGCUGUUCUAUCUUGUCUUGAUACAAUCAAGUGUCAGCACAGGUUGGCCAUGGAAAUGAUACAGGGUCCUCCAGGGACAGGGAAGACCAAAACUGUCGCGGCACUGCUCUUUACUCUCUUGAAAAGGAAACACAGAACCCUUGUUUGUGCUCCAACAAAUGUUGCCAUCAAGGAAUUGGCAUCUCGUGUUUUGCAGCUGGUGAAACAAUCGGUUUCCACAAACUCUCACGGGGAACGCUUGCCCUAUAACGUAGGAGACAUGCUAUGUUUUGGGAACAAGGAUCGGAUGAAAGUAAAUUCAGAUAUGGAGGAAAUAUUCUUGGAUCAUCGCGUUGAUUGUGUUGUGCAGUGCUUUUCUGCACUCACUGGUCGGCAGCAUUGUCUACCUUCCAUGAUUGAUACUCUCAAUGACUGUGUCCGCCAAUACCACAUUUUUCUGGAGAAUGAACGCCAGAUUAUAUCAAAGCCUGAUGGUAAUGAUGUUGCAAGCAAACGUAGGAGCGGCAAAAAGGAAUCCAAACCUAAAUUUAAAUCAUUUCUGGAAUUUUUCAAGCACAGAUUCAAGUCAAGCGCAGAUUCUCUUCGAAGAUGCCUCUCUAUCAUAUGCACCCAUAUAUCCAAAAGUUACCUUUUGGAUCAUAAUUUCCGUUAUAUUAAUUCCCUUCUCAUCUUACUCGAUUCUUUUGAAGUUUCACUAUGUAGAGAGAAGUUGGAUUCUAGAAAGUUGGAGGAAGCAUUUUCAAUGGACCCAUCUUCAUUAAAAACUCUCACAGAUCCACUAUAUACAGCAUUAUUGAUGAAGAGACGUGAAUGCCUCUCUGUUUUGCGGACUCUUGACAAAUCUCUUAGAAAGCUAAACCUUGCAAAAUUUACGUGUAAGAGCAAGAUAGCUGAGAUCUGUUAUCAAGCGGCUUCCUUGAUUUUCUGCACUGCCUCCAGCUCAUAUAAGCUCUACUCCAUGGGAAUGAAGCCUGUCAGUUUAUUGGUGAUUGAUGAGGCUGCGCAGUUGAAAGAAUGCGAAUCAAUGAUUCCACUACAACUUCGCGGUGUCAGGCAUGCAAUUUUAGUUGGAGAUGAAUGUCAGUUGCCUGCAAUGGUUGAGAGCAAGCUUUCUAGCAAGGCUGGCUUUGGAAGGAGUCUAUUUGAAAGGUUGGUUUCUCUGGGUCGUCCGAGGCACCUUCUCGAUAUCCAGUACAGAAUGCAUCCUGCGAUAAGUCGAUUUCCAACAUCAACCUUUUACAAAAAUCAAAUUCGAAAUGGGCCGAAUGUUACCAGCGAAAGCUACGAAAAAUGUUAUUUGCCGUCGCCGAUGUUUGGCCCCUACUCCUUCAUAAAUAUUUCUAAUGGAAGCGAAGAAGGUGGGGAUGAUGGACAUAGCCUUAGAAACCAUGUUGAGGUAGGAGUCGUCUCGAUGAUUUUGAGGAAUCUAUACGGAGCAUGCAAAUCUUCAGGCGAAGAUCUAAGUGUUGGCGUGAUAUCUCCAUAUAGUGCUCAGGUUGCUGCAAUACAAAAGAAUAUUGGCAAAAGAUAUGAAAAUAUCAAAGGCUUUACAGCGAAAGUGAGGUCAGUGGAUGGGUUCCAAGGGGGUGAAGAAGACAUCAUAAUAGUAUCCACCGUGAGGUCAAACCCUCGUGGUUUUAUUGGGUUCGUUUCUGAUACUAAGAGAACCAAUGUCACUAUCACCAGGGCAAGAUACUCUCUUUGGAUUUUGGGAAACGAGAGAACGCUGACGAGAAGUAAAUCUGUAUGGGGAGCAUUGGUUCAUGAUGCUAAGAGCCGUGGAUGUUUCUUCAGCAUAGAUGAUGUUAAAGCCGCUUUGGAUGGGAAGAAUAAUCAGCUUGAUGAUCCGGUCAACCAAAGUAGUGUACUAUCUAGAAAUACGCGGCGGAGGGCCAAGUGCUCUAGUGAUGGUAAGAGCCGACAAUGUUCCUCCAGUACUGAUGAAGUUAAAGCCAUUUUGGAUGGGAAGAAUAAUCAGCUUGAUGAUCCGGUCGCUGGAAGUAGUGUACUAUCUAGAAAUGCACGGCGGAGGGCAAAGCGCUUUAGUGAUGCUAAGAGCCGAGAAUGUUCAUCCAGUACCGUUGAAGUUAAAGCCAUUUUGGAUGGGAAGAAUAAUCAGCUUGAUGAUCCGGUCGAUGGAAGUAGUCUACUAUCUAGAAAUGCGUGGGCGAGGGCCGAGUGCUUUAGUGAUGCUAAGAGCCAACAAUGUUGCUCCAGUACGGAUGAAGUUAAAGCCAUUUUGGAUGGGAAGAAUAAUCAGCUUGAUGAUCCGGUCGAUGGAAGUUGUCUACUAUCUAGAAAUGCGUGGGCGAGGGCCAGGUGCAUUAGUGAUGCUAAGAGCCAACAAUGUUCCUCCAGUACUGACGGAGUUCAAGCCAUUUUGGAUGGGAAGAAAGAGAAUAUUCGGCUCGAUGAUCCGCUUGGUGGAAAUAGUGACCUGUUUAGAAAUGCUCGGUGGAGGGUUUUCUUCGGGGACAACUUUGUGAAGUCUUUCAGAAAGCUGACGUCACAUAGGACCAAGAUGUCAAUCAUGAACCUCAUAUCAAAACUUGCCAGUGGCUGGAGACCUAAGAAGAGCGAUGUGGGUUUACUCCCUAAAAGCUCUUCUCCUAUGGUGAAGCAAUUCGAGGUUGAAGGUCUCUACGUGCUGUGCACUGUCGAUAUACUUAAGGAACUUAGAUACAUUCAAAUCUUGAAGAUUUGGGAUGUAUUGCCCUUAAGGGAUGCGAUGAUUGUGGUGGAACAUCUCGACAGUGAGUUCAAAGAAUAUGCGGACGAUUUCAUUAGUCGCUGCAACGAGAAAUGUCUUGAGGGGGAUCAGGAAGUUCCAAAGACAUGGGAUUGUCCUCAUGGCAUUGCUUGUUUCCGUAGUCCGGAUCAUGUUCAAGCUGGAAGCAGUUUCGGCGCCAUUACUUCAAAUCUGGGAGGGAGAGAGAGCCUGCUUUCAAUGAGAUUCCACCCCUCAUCAUCAGGUGUAGUCAGUAACUUGUUGUCGGAGGACCACGAUAACGAAUUGAAUCUCCCAUCUGAAGUAACCGAACUAGAUCAAGAGAAGAAUUUCCUGCGCUUGUUAUCGGAGGACCACGAUAGCGAAUUGAAUCAUGCAUCUGAAGUAACCGAGCCAGAUCAAGAGAAGAAUUCCGUGAAAUCUCUCUUCGGUGGGCUUCUGAGUUCCCUCUUCAGAGGGUUUCGUAUUUGAGUCACACAUGCUGUUCCUUCUUCACAGGGAGCUUUUGACAGAAUCAGAGGGGGAGGAGUUGAUUGAUGCUUGUAUCAGGAAGGAAAA